AUGGCUAGAUGUCAUCAGCAUUCAAGAACAAUAAGGGAACUGCCGGCAAAUGUUAAGGAUAGAAUUUUGGAGUGUUUGCCCACUCGAGAUGCUGCUAGAACUGCUCUGCUCUCAAAGCACUGGCACAAUGUUUGGUUGGGGCAUGGCCGCCUUGUGUUUGAUUCCGACUUCUUUCAAUUCCUUGGAAAAUCUGAAGAUGAUGAUAAAUCCAUAAGUUUCGUGAAUAUAAUACAUAAUGUUCUCUUGCUCCGCACUGGACGGGUUAAGAAAUUUACUCUAGAGAUUAACAAAGCACAAGAUCAUAUGCCACAACAGUCUGAUUUAGAUCUUUGGUGUUCUUUCUUGUCAAGAAAUGGUGUUGAGGAACUUAACAUAUCGUUUUUUGGUCUUGAUGAGCAUUUAUAUAAGCUGCCAGAUUGUAUUGUCUCGUGCCAGACAAUUAAGCAACUGAAACUCCAAGGUUUCCUUAUUGAUUUGCCGGUAAAUAUUGGUUGUAUAUUUGCCGGUGUAACUUCAUUAGCUCUCGAGAAUCUUAAUUUUAAGCCUAGUGUUUAUGGAAUUGGCUCUAGUGUUAUUAGUAUUCCUAAUCUUGAGAAACUAGCUUUCCGAUUUUGUUAUGGGAUCGAGAGUUUCGAGAUUAGUGCUCCAAAACUUGAAACCUUUUAUGCUAUUAGUAUUAAGCAUGCCGAGCUUGCCGUGGUUGAAUAUAGAUGUUUUAGGCUACAUUUGAAAGGAAUUAAGACUCUAUGCUUAUCCGGAGUUUUGUUGUUGUGUAAAGAUGUUGCAGGAGCCUUAUAUAUGUAUCCAAUUGCAAUAAAUCUGCAAGUAAUGAAGCUGCAUGAUUUAAGUUUUGGUUGUGGGAAGCAGCUCACCGUUGCUAUGCAAUUGCUUCAAAAAUUCCCCAACCUAUGUGAACUCGAUAUUAUAGCAAAACAGUCAAGUAGUACGGAUGACAAACAUGCUGCUUCAAGACUUUUGAACGAUCCAGACCGUUGCUUUAUUAAUAAGGAUCUAAGGAUGCUUAAAACAGUCAAGAUCGUAUCAUUCAGUGGAUCCGAACUUGAAAUACUCUUUGUGAAAAUGCUACUCUCUAAAUCUCCUUCGUUAGAGAACGUUGUUAUUCAGGAAACUGAAAAAAUCAAAAGCUCCAUGAAAACCCUAAGGAAGUUGUUGAGUUUUCCUCGUGCAUCUCCGAAAGCACAACUUGUCUGCAUGAAGUACAAGUCAUCAGCCAAUAGCCUUGUUGAUUACUUGAACUUUUAG
Molecule: messenger RNA, 1263 nt
Organism: Ipomoea triloba (trilobed morning glory)
Lineage: Eukaryota; Viridiplantae; Streptophyta; Magnoliopsida; Solanales; Convolvulaceae
Product: F-box/FBD/LRR-repeat protein At1g13570-like
Exons: 3
Coding region: 1-1263 (420 amino acids)
Molecular function (GO): protein binding
Source: RefSeq, a predicted model, not a curated record